Messenger RNA from Struthio camelus australis, 6454 nucleotides. RefSeq names its product neuropeptide Y receptor type 6. Gene Ontology annotation, molecular function: neuropeptide Y receptor activity; neuropeptide binding. The record is from RefSeq and is a predicted model, not a curated record. Gene Ontology annotation, biological process: G protein-coupled receptor signaling pathway. Lineage: Eukaryota; Metazoa; Chordata; Aves; Struthioniformes; Struthionidae. Gene Ontology annotation, cellular component: plasma membrane; neuron projection.
GCUCUCACACGAUGGUAUUUAUUACUAGGGGUGAAGAACUGACUUCCUUUCAGCUAAUCUUCCAGUAAUUCCUACUUCCAAAGGAAUUAAGGUUGGAAACAUAGAGCCUCUUUCUGGCCAGAAGGCUGGUGAGCCUUUGAUUUGAGGUUAACUUUUUAACUCACUGCUAAAUUCAAACCCAUCAAGACAGUCUGCUGAAUCUAAUUCUUCCCAUUAUUAUUAGUUUUAUAACAACAGGAAUGUAUUACUAUCAGAUUUUUGCUUAACUGUUUAAGUUAGAUUGGAAAGAAAUCAACUCUGCAUCUCUAGAGUACAUACUGCAUUUAACCACAGUAAAUUUUGGGGGGUAUCAUUUGUCAAACUUGUACGACAAUGAACAGUGUGUUGGGAAGCAAAAAGAAGACAACCGCUGGCAACUAUUGAUAAGGAAAUAAUUGUCUGGAUAACUUAAGAUGCAAUCUCUGUUUGGCUUACAUUUUUCUCAGAUUAGAUUGAGUAAUAAGGACAUGCCAUCUUUAACAUAUACAUAUGCAGGAAAGGAAACUCCCAUAACAUGUCAUUCAUAAGCGUGUUGAAUAUCACUUAUGCUCAAGCACAUAUCUUUUUGAAUUAAGUCAGAGGGAUUUGGCAUAUUAUCUCAUUAUCAUAUUGCUGUAUAGUUUUAGAGAAAAAAAGUAAGUGUGAUGACUGAAGUUAGCCAUUUGAUGGCAGGACCCGAUUCUUUAUUUUUCUGAUAAUAAAAAAGCAGCAGACUAGUCUCAUCAAAAUUCCUCAAACCUUGCUAAAUCUUUGGCUGAGACAAAUCUUAAAAUAUUUUGUCUUGGAAAGUAAAAUUUAUCCACAGUUGAUAAAUGAGGGGGUUUGUACGUAAAUCAUCAUGUAACUUUAAACAGAGCUGUCACUGCUAUUUCUCAUACAUCACAGUCAGUUAUGUAAAAGAGAUCUAUGGUUUUGUAACACUGUCAGUGCAGAACUUCAGAAAAGUAGCAUCAACCCCCAUACAGAUAACUACACGAAAACAAGAAUACUUUACCAUUUGCUUUUCUUUUCAGGAUUCUUCAGUGCUGUAAGCAACUGUGAAACUUUGAGCAAAUCUAAUGCAAAGCACAAGUACAAAGAUAGAAUCAUAUUAAUCGUAGCCUUGGAAAGCUCCAAGCAAAAUAGCUUACAAAUAGUAAGGGGAGAGACACACACGGAUAUGCAUGCAAAAUAUUUAUAGUUAAGCUUUGUCCGUAGCUUGGGAGAUGCUUCAUGAUGGAUAAAGCCAUUCAGCAUCCUAGUGAGGUUUUGUCUAAUCAGACUAUCUCAAACAACAGCUAUUCCCAGUUUUUAAACUUUGAUACAUGUCAGCCUUCCUUCCCUGCAGUAUUUUUGCUUAUUACAGCUUACGCUUUAGUUACAAUAGUAGGGCUUUUUGGAAAUCUUUGCCUGAUUAUUAUAAUACAGAGACAGAAAGAAGCUCAAAAUGUUACAAACAUCUUGAUUGCUAACCUCUCUUUAUCGGAUGUCUUAAUCUGUGUUGUGUGCAUUCCUGUCACAGUUGCAUAUACCUUAAUGGACUACUGGAUAUUUGGGGAAGCUAUGUGUAAAAUAAGCUCCUUCAUACAAAGUAUGUCUGUCACAGUCUCCGUUUUCUCACUUGUACUGAUUGCUAUUGAGAGAUACCAGUUAAUUGUGAACCCACGUGGCUGGAAGCCUAGUAUUUCCCAUGCGUACUGGGGGAUUAUUUUCAUCUGGGGGUUUUCCCUUGUAAUAUCUAUUCCUUUUUUAAUAUUUCACCAAUUAACUGAUGAACCCUUCAAACAUCUGUCUUUCCAUAAUGACUUCUACAAGAACAAAGUUGCUUGCAUCGAAGCAUGGCCGUCUGUUAUGGAACGAUUGAUUUUUACCACUAGUCUGCUGGUUUUCCAGUACUGCUUCCCACUGGGGUUUAUUUUUAUCUGCUAUCUCAAGAUAUUUUUAUGUCUCCGGAGGAGACAUGGUAAAAUAGAUAGGAUGAGAGAGAACGUGAGCAGACUAAGUGAAAACAAAAGGAUUAAUAUGAUGUUGAUAUCAGUUGUUGUGACCUUCGCAGCUUGCUGGUUGCCUCUCAAUAUAUUCAAUGUUGUUUUUGACUGGAACUAUGAGGCACUAAUGAACUGUAACCAUAAUCUAGCAUUUAUACUGUGCCACCUCGUGGCGAUGAUCUCAACUUGUAUCAAUCCCAUCUUUUAUGGAUUUCUCAACAAGAAUUUUCAGAAGGAUUUGGUAGUAUUAGUUCAUCACUGCAGAUGCUCAGCAUCACAAGAGGAAUAUGAAAACAUUGCCCUUUCAGCUCUGCAAACUGAUAUAUCCAAGGGUUCUCUAAAAUUAAAUACUGCCCCUGUGAAUAUCUAAAAUCAUCCAAUAGCAGUUUCCAAAAUUUUGUAUUUUAUUGCAAGUGACCUUAUUCUGUAAGUCUUGUUCCUGUUACUGCUAAAGUUAGAGGAAAUUUUUGCCAUUUAGUUCAGCAAAAACAGGAAUCCACUCCCAAAGGCGCACUGUUAGCAGGCACUUUAUGACUAUAUUAACACUAAUAAACCACUUCCAAGAGUCUUAAAGAUCAAUAGCAAUGGAUUAUCAACAAUAUUAACAUCUUACUCUCUUAAUCCACAGUUUUCAGGUCGCUGACGUAGUACCUUAGCACAAUAAAAAUGUUUCCAUCUCAGCCAGUGACGCAGCUGACCUGCCUGAACGCCUGGCUUUGCCCAGUAAACCAUGGAUACUGUGGCACUCCCAACUUCAUCGGCCUUUUCACAGACAGUUUUCCAGCCUUCUAAAUUUUCAACCCUACGUGCCUCCCCUCUCAGCUGUCUGGUUGUCCUGCACAACAGCUUUUAGGCAAGUUUACCUUAGGGAAGGCCCCUAAAUUAUCCUAACCUCCACCAACAUCUUCUCAGCCCUAGUACCUCAUUUGCUUUGGUUUAAUACCAGUUCAGCCUAGAAAUUGUACUUUCACCAGGAAAAAGGCUAGUUACAAUUUCUUUUUUCACAUCAGUCUGAUAGGGGCCUCAUUUGAUGCACUGCAAAUUCCACCCAGCUUGCCACUGUUCAAGAUGAAACAUGCACUUAAUGUUUCCCCUAAUAGCACUGUACUCUCCUCCAACUCUCCUCCAACAAUGAUGUACAGACCAUUGCCUUCUUUGUUAUCCUCACCACUAGUCCUUAAAACAGGCCUUUUAGAACCUCCAUUAUCAAACAAACAUGCUAUGAAUCCAGAGUAACUCAUUUGUUUCAGCUAUUUAUACUGAUUAUGGGUUUCUCUUUGAACAGAAAAUUAGUUUUGUGCUUUAAUUUCAGAAAUAUCUUUCCCUCUUGCUGCCCUAGCAAGAGGCCAUGCCAUGCUUGAGGCAGAUGCCGUCAUUUUUGCUGGACUGUGUUUGACAAUAUUUUUUGUUCAUAACGCAGGGCAUGGAAGCCCAAAGGUGUAAUAAUGAAAGCAAUUUCUCUCAAAGUAAAACAUACUAAAACUCUUUUUCCAACUUGAUCGUAAAAAAUAACCAGAUAUAUUCUUCAUCUAUUCUGUAAUGGCAACAUAAAUAAUAGGUUCUAAUUGUGGUUUAAAUAAGACACUUAGAAUACCCAAGUCCCACAAUUCACCAUCUUAGGAGCUAACUUACGUUCUCUUGUUCAAAUUAUUUAAAUAUAAUUAGUUGUCUGUAACACUAAAGCCUUUAUUCUUUUGCGUUCCAAAAAAAAAACAGCCAUGUUUGUUUGAAUACCUGUAGGUAAAAUUCCUUGUAAAUUAUUCUCUUACUUUAGCCAUUUCCUGGUAUCCCAGUGAAGCAACAAGAAUUAACAUUCAGAUUACAGCCAGCUGCUUGAUGUUUAUUGUACAAUGAAACUUAACUUAAGGAUAUAAAUUUCUCUUGGUUAGGGACCAUCACUUGCCAUAUUCAUACAGCCCUUCAAAGAUUUAGUCAGGUCACAGUUCUCUUGUUCUGCUUCUACAGCAGGAGUGCAAACUGUCAGUGUUACUGUGCUCUCCCUGGGAGCUUGGUGAGGAGAGCCAGGCAAGCUCUUGCAAAUUUGGGUCAUUGUUAAGCGCUUCCUGAUUCACGCUGAGCAAUUGAAACCAGGACCUGCUCCCACUGAAGUCACAAGGGCAGCGCUGCUCACCAGAGUAAGAGUGGCAGAAUUAGUGGCACGGUAAUCAAGGAUCUGAGUAACAGAUGUGGAUUAGCUGUGACAUAAUUCAAGAUUUUUUCCUAAUAAGGUCAAAUAUAAUGCAUGUGAAAUAGAGUGCAGAGGUCAUCACACCUUAAACACCCGCUUUGUGCUUCACAGACAGAAAAACAGGAGACAGCUAAAUAUUUAGUAGAGGCUAAUGAUCAGACUGUUCACAGGAUCUUAGCAUUAAUUAUUUCCAUUAAUUCCAACCCUCAGUCAAAUAAAUCACUAGGCUCGCUUUACUUUACUGCUGAUACACAUCAUCUGCUUGUCCAGAGCAACAGGCAUUUAAGCAGGUAUAAAACAGUGAUUCAUAGUGAACAGCGCUGCUGACCCAGCAUGCAUAAUCAGAGUGGCUGGUACAUGUGUCUGCUGAAGGGGAGGUGAUGGAGUUUGUUCUCUGUUACACAGGUGCCAGUCCAGGGUAACUAAGUGAUUAAUUAUCUCCAUCUCACUUGCUUAACUGAGAGCAAAUCUGAUACUAAAAUUUCACUUGGAGAUUCCAGUACCCGUACAGCAAGUCGUUUAACAUUGUUAUGAGAUCAUUCACUGAAAGGACUGUUUCAGCAAAUGACGGUAGCAUACCUGCUAAGGCAAGCUUAUCAGCUAGCUUCCUCUGAGCUUCUGGAACACAAACCUCUGUCACAGUCUUUCUUAAAUGUAAACACACUUUUUACUGCUUCAGGGCCCGUGCUUAAAGCAGUUGACAAGCAUAUGCCAUAUAAUCUAAUUCAUCAAUAUUAGACACGAUAGUUCAGAUUACUCUUAGUUCUUCUCACAUCAAGUAUCUCAGAUAGUCUUCAGUGUCUGAAUCAGGCCCAGCUAAGAUUCCCCUGUGUGAAGUUGGCCUAAGUGGCUCCCACACCAGUAUCCCAAUCCUGUAGGCAUGCCCAAGCGUGCUUAACCUUUGUAGCACAGAUGUUUUUAAGUGCCACGCCUCAAAGUGGGAAGUGCUGUAUUUGUAUUACUUUUCAUGCCAGGGGAGGAAAUGUCUAAAUACUUCCAUUACAAAACUGCAGGUUUAGAAAAUUCUCUCCUGCUACGCGUAAGCCAACUUGACAAACACUAUGCAGUUUUGCCUUGUUUUCUCUCUUAGCAGUUUUCUGACAUGAGCAAGAUUGUGAAAUCCUGCAAAAGUGCCAUUAACAGAACAUCCCUGUGUGCAAACCUGAACUUGGAAUGAACACAGAGAAAAGGCCUACAUAUUUAACAGUGCUAUUCUUUAGAGCUCAGUGGUUUCAAUACAGUCAUGAGAUGAACGCUAGCCUAAACUAUAUAGUCAGUGAGCCAGCCGAAACUGCCGUCAUUAUAUCAGAAGGUCGGGAAUGCUGAUGGAUAGUCUCCCUUUACUAUCUUCCCCUAUGAGCGCUUAGACGGUAGAUUUCUGUAACAUUAAACAGUUGAACAAACAAACAAAAGGUUGCUAUUGCUUUUUGGAACACCAGUCGUCUGCUCCUGACAUCCUCACCAGAGAUAAGUAAUCAAUUUUUCCAGUCUGGUUCUUGGCAUAAGAGUGCUUCGUUACCAGCUGGAAGCUCUCUAAGCAGUGAGACUGCUUCAGAAUCCAGUGUGAAUAAUAACGCUUGUGCCUUGAUUUCUUCUUGUUGUUCCUUCCUUACCCUUUCAUUCAGAUCGAGUGCUGGUACUCCAUUUCUGCUCCGAGCAUUCAGUUAUCCAGUAUCUUUUAACAAAUCACUGCUCACUGAAUAGAGUAUCAUCAUUGUCUUGAAGAUGUCACCCUUCGUGCCCCCAUUACAGGCACUGGCUUUAUAUGCAGUCUGAUCUCUAAUUUCCGGACAAGUCAAUAGGAGUUUAUUGACUUUCAUAGGAACAGGAUCAGAUACACAGAGAGGUUACUUGUUUUUAAUACGUAAACAUUAUGAAUUCCAAUGUGUUAUGGUAGUGAUGUAUUUGUAACUGUGCAAUAUACAAUAUUCAAAGACUACUCAAAUCAGAAUAUCAUACUGACAAAUGUUGCAUGUGUUACGUAAUGCUGAGAAAUUUAUUUUCCCUUAUUUUAUUAGUACAGCAACUAGGCAAAGUUAUAACUGUCUUGCUCACUAGAAUGUUUUGUUACAUAAUGUAACCUAAGGGAGCACUGUGAGCUUCACUGGGGACGCCUAAACGUGGAAUUUUAAAAAAAAAAAAUCACUGCUGAGACUUUCUUUGUAUAUUUGGGUAGAGUUCUAGAAUACAGGUACUCCUUCUAGCUUUCUGUAUUUAAAAACCAGCAUUAGAGCUUUGUUCAAGUGGGUUAGUCACGUAG